This is a messenger RNA of Exophiala mesophila, 1288 nucleotides long. RefSeq names its product maleylacetoacetate isomerase. The transcript has a single exon. The coding region runs from base 138 to 839 and encodes 233 amino acids. Gene Ontology annotation, biological process: L-phenylalanine catabolic process; glutathione metabolic process. Gene Ontology annotation, molecular function: maleylacetoacetate isomerase activity; glutathione transferase activity. Gene Ontology annotation, cellular component: mitochondrion; cytoplasm. The record is from RefSeq and is a predicted model, not a curated record. Lineage: Eukaryota; Fungi; Ascomycota; Eurotiomycetes; Chaetothyriales; Herpotrichiellaceae.
CUCAGAUCAAAGUGACGAUCAUAAUAUCUUGAAAUCCCAAAUUCAAGAUUUACACUAUUUACACUGCUUGUUCUUCAUAGUAGGAACCUAGUUAUUAUCCUGGUCAAUUCCCAAAGAACAAAUUGGCAUCACCAAACAUGGCUGCGUCCUCGCCAGAUACUCGCUACACUUACAAGCUAUAUACAUACUUCAGGUCAUCAUGCUCCGCACGAGUUCGCAUUGCAGCCCACUCCAAAGGACUUCCACUGGAGUACUCAUUUAUCCAUCUCGUCAAAGGCGAUCAACUUGAAAGUGACUAUUGCACUUUGAACCCUUCAAAAUCUGUCCCAACAUUGGUUGUCAUCGACAAGCAGACGGGCAAGGACAUCCUCACCAUCAGACAAAGCGUGGCUAUUCUCGAAUAUAUUGAAGAAGCCCGACCAGAUCUACCACCAUUGCUGCCGCCCAACGAUCCAAUUGGGAGAGCCAAAGUCAGAGAACUGGUCAACAUCAUCUCCAACGAUGUCCAACCCAUCACCAAUCUCCGCACCCUCUCUUUUGCAAAGGAACGUGGCGUUGAUGGACCGGAAUGGCAGCAGCAUUUCAUGAAGCUGGGUUUCAACGCCUACGAACAACUGUUGAAGCUCUAUGCCGGUAAAUACAGUGUUGGCGACCAGGUCACCAUGGCUGACUGCGUCCUGGCACCUGCUGUCGACGGUGCCGUGAGAUUUGGUGUAGAGGUCGAGCAAGACUUCCCCACUAUUUGGAGAGUUUGGCAAAAUCUGAACGAACUCGACGCCUUUCAAAAGGGCAGAUGGAAUGCUCAGGCCGAUACACCAGAAGACCUUCGGGGCAAAUGAAUCAUCUACUCGCUUUCGUAGAUGACUACCAAUGAUAUCACGUGGCUCUACAGAUGCAUUGUGUUCCGCCCUAUCAAUCUCAGUAUAUUACGGGGGAGUAUACGACCAUCCGCUUUCAACGUCUUUCUGGCCAACGUCGUCACGAACUAUACGGACUCUCUUUGUCCAUUUUCUACCUGGAGCCCAUGAAAAGUCGACUUCAAUGAUCCUACUACGUUGAUGAGUGACCAGGAGCAGUGGUUUGACCCUCUUGACUCGACCUUCUGCGUACUCUUCUAGACCUCAAAGAACUUCUGUUCCAUCAAGUUUGUCUUUGUAUACAUGAGCAUUAGUCCUUAGCUACCGAAAAAAAAUGCCAGGAACAGCUAUUCCACAGACGCAAACGGUUUGUUCAGAUGAAGUGAUUCGACCGCCUUCUUAGUGCCGGCCGUUUUCAUCUGAGAGCUCGG